AUGGCCAAUCUGUGUCUGAAAUACCUCCAACACCAGGAGGUCUCGGCGCACUACAAAAAGAUCGAGAACUGGCCCUUUCUGUCUUAUGCCGUGCAACACUGGGGAGAACAUGUGAGAGAGGCAUGUGCGGGUGGUGAUGGAAUGAUCGAAGUGCGGGCGGGUCAGUUCCUGAAAAACCGGCUGCAUAUAAAGGAGGCAUUAAAGGCCUACGCAUCGCUCUGCUCCCUCGACUCGGCUGAAUGGAUUCACGAAGAUGUGGGUUGUAGCGGGUACGAUAUCAACGCAUCCGAGCCAAGAGGUAAACGGACACCUCUAAGAUAUGCCUGUGUGCAAGGAAACGUUGAGGCCGUCCAGGAGCUGUUGCAACUCAAUGCAGCAGUUGAGGAUGUCACACUGGCAGAUGUCAUCUGCGGACUGCCACUUGCGGGAACCAGCUUUAUAUCGGAAACUCAUAAUCCCAUGGGAAUACUCGAUGCUCUACUAGAAACAGAGAAGCUCAGCAUCAAUGCUAGGCUUGAUGCACGAGCCUCGACGGCACUUAUGCUGGCUAUCGAACUGCUGGACCAUAAAAUCGUCGAAAGAUUAUUGAAGGUAGAUUCCAUCGACAUCAAUGCCCAGGACUCGAGGGGAUGUUGUCAUCCGUCAUUGAUGUCGGGCAUCGCCAAAAAGAUUCUUCUGCUUCUUCUCGAUCACGGCGCGGACCCGAACCUAAGCGAUUAUUCCGGCCGAACUGUUCUGGGGCUUGCCAUAUGGCACAAUCAGGUCGAUAAUGCGAAUGCGCUUCUACAAUAUCAUCGUAUUAUCCUCCAUCCAGGCCUCAUGCACUUGGCAAGCCACAGGGGAAAUCGACAGAUAAUUCCACUUCUGCAUGACGCGAUGUCAGAGAAGUGCCGGGGGUACAGCAUCGAUGCACCGGACAAGAGUGGGCUCGCACCUCUCCACUAUGCAUUCCAGAGUCGGCAUCCGAUGGAGGUGAUGGAAAUAUUGCUCAGCCUAGGUGCAGAUCCCGGCGCCCCUGCGAACAACCAUUUGACCCCCUACGAGCUAGCGAUUGAUCUUGGACGGGACGACGUUGUAGCAACUUUGGCUUGUUCUGGUCGCUGGAGUCUGAUUGAAACCGCUAUUAAAGCUGGCGGGUCUGAUCUCAAUGGCCAGCGCAGAACCGAUGGCUGUACCCUCUUGCACAUCGCAGCCUCAAAAGGGUCGCUCGAAAUUGUGCGAAUGCUUCUUCAAAGCGGCCAGGUGCCUCCUCCUUGCACAACCAAAGAUGGACUCACGCCCCUGCACGUGGCAAAGAGCAAAGGUAUCGCCAGAUUGCUGAUCGAGUACGGCUUUGAUGUUGAUUUCCCAGAUGUCGAUGGCGACACACCUCUUUCUGUAGCCAUUCAAAAAGGGGAUUGGGGCCUUGUAACCUAUCUUAUCGAAGCUGGAGCCCAUAUUUACAAUCUACGGAUUGGGGUACGGCAACAGUUGCUAAAUAACAUCAAGGAAGUGCGUAUCAAGGCCGAGGACGUACUUCGCCCCCGGAAACAUCCCAUUGGGCAAAGCACCCAAUGUAAGCAAAUACCUCCACGACCCGCUCUCAAUGCUCGUCUUGGGCCGAGCAUGAGUAGUACAGUGGAAUGGUCUUUGCUUUUGCGUCGAUAUGGGUGGCUUUUCCUGCUCAGCCUUGCUCUCAUCGCGGUCGAUCCUCGUGGUUUUUAUGACAACUAG
Molecule: messenger RNA, 1713 nt
Organism: Aspergillus clavatus NRRL 1
Lineage: Eukaryota; Fungi; Ascomycota; Eurotiomycetes; Eurotiales; Aspergillaceae
Product: Ankyrin repeat protein
Exons: 4
Coding region: 1-1713 (570 amino acids)
Molecular function (GO): protein binding
Source: RefSeq, a predicted model, not a curated record